CGGUUUCGCUAUAGUCAUAUUUAAGAUACGCCUUCAGUGUCAGGAAUGGUGCAUAUUACUUCCUUGAUGAUAGAGCGCGGUACACAAAUAGACAUAAUGAUGUAUACCGUGCCGUGAUGCACCAAUGUUUUACCGUCAUGUCUUCAUCAGUCACUAUUACACGGUCAAAAGAAGAAGAAAACUUUCUCAAUGUCGCUUUCAUGCUGUCUAAACAUUCACUCCAGGCACUUAGAUAUAUCGUUGAUAGAGAAAUUGACCCCGUUAGACUGCAGAAAGAAGUUUUCAAGCAUUUGAACAACAACAAGCUGGGUCGAUUAAGUCAAACCCAACAGAAAAUCUUAAAACCACCAAAAGGUGUGGAACUUCGAUCUGAACACCUGGAUAUAUCGUUAAUGACGUGCCUCCUGCGGCAUAUUGUUGGAAUGAAAAUUUGUGAUAACGUGGUACCAGUUCCAACUGACCGCAAUGAUGAAGCAGCGGUAUCUACAAUUAAAUUCUACCGAAAUAAAAUAGCACAUGCGACAUAUUUUAGCUUUCCAGAUUCAGAAUUCAAACAAAUUUGCGAUGAUGUCAUAAAGGCUGUGAAAAAGUUAAACCCAACAAUCGGAGCAGAAAUCGAGUCAUUCGGACAAGCUAAACAUCCUAGUAGGAAUCAAAUGGAAUUCUCAACAUCAUUGGUUGACGCAUGUCAUGAGGGAAAUAAGUCAUUGGUAGAAGUUUUAAUUCAAGAAGGAGUUCUAGUAAAUGAAGCGAAUCAUUCGGGUUUAACACCACUGCACAUAGCGUCACAUGAAGGUCAUACGAAUGUCGUUGAACUUUUGCUCAGUAAAGGAGCUACAGAAGUUGUAAAUAAAGGUAAUGAAAAUGGAUCGUCACCCUUACAUUUAGCGUCACACGAAGGUCAUUUACAAAUAGUUGAAUUGCUCUUACAAAAUGGAGCCAACGUUCACCAAGUUAAUAAUCUCAAAACAUCAACACCGUUACAUCUGGCAGUACAUGAAAAUCACAAAGAUGUGGUCGAACUUCUUCUUAAGAAUGGCGGAGUCGUAAAUGAACCCAACAAAAAUGGAUCUUCUCCGCUACACCUAGCUAGUUACAACGGCCAUACAGAGAUUGCAAAGCUGCUUUUAGAAAAUGGUGCAGACGUUAAUCAAAGUAAAUCCGAUAACAGAUCGCCUUUACACCUUGCCUGUAGGGAAGGCAGAGUGGAUAUAGUUCGAUUAUUGUGCGAACAUAAAGCUUGCGUCGAUCAGAAAGACAACGAUGGUCGAACAGCUUUAUUUUACGCGGAAAAAAAUAAACGAUCAGAAAUAAUUGAAAUCUUGCAGAAAGAUCUCCUUCUGAAAGUAUAAAUCGAUUAUUCCAACUUCAUUGUAGAGGCGUUCAUGUUGAUUAUAUUAAUCAUCAUAUAAAUAAAAUGAGAAGUGGGUCCCAUGUCACUCAGUCAAAAGGAAUUAAACAACAGCAAACUAUCUAGAAGACAGCAUACUUUAGUACAAACUAGUAUUUCAACAAAAGAUGUAAUUCAAUCAGAUACUCCUUGUUAAUAUCUUGUUCCAAAUAUAGAAUAUUGUCAAAUAAA
Messenger RNA from Mytilus trossulus (common blue mussel), 1582 nucleotides. RefSeq names its product poly [ADP-ribose] polymerase tankyrase-2-like. The transcript has 5 exons. Bases 117 to 1352 code for a protein of 411 amino acids. Lineage: Eukaryota; Metazoa; Mollusca; Bivalvia; Mytilida; Mytilidae. The record is from RefSeq and is a predicted model, not a curated record. Gene Ontology annotation, molecular function: protein binding.